AUGGUCGAUAAAAAACUGCAUGAGAACAAAAUUGAACUUGAAAAUCUAGAUUAUGCAAAACGUGCAUUGAAAGACACAAACAACGAAACACGACUUAUACGUGCUGUAACAACCAAUAGAACGAUAGGGUUACUAAAGCAUGGAUUAGAAAGUCAAGUUGAAAAAUCCGAAGGUUAUAAACAUCAAUAUCAGGAAGAGGUAAAGCGAAGAAAAGUCGACGACGAGAAUUACCAACAUGGCAAAUCUUCCUCUCCAGUACGAACACCCGAACAUCAAAUAAGUUCUUCAAGUUUAUUCGUUCCCUUAACCCCGAAUGGGAAUGAUGCUCCAGUACGAACUCCCGAACAUCAAAUAAGUUCUUCAAGUUCAUUCGUUCCCUUAACAACAAGAAUUGAAAGUGACGAUGAAGAAACUAACAGCGAUAACUUCGACACAAAUAAGCGAGAUCCUAAAAAUUUUACAUUUAAUGAAUUUGUGGAUGGGAAUGACGAAUAUACUGUUCUUGAUGAGGAUCUUGGAUUGAAAGAGGCAAAAAAGGCUGUAACAAGAUCAUUCGCAAAGUCUUUUGAAGAUCCUGCUGAUCAGGAAACAUUCGAUAGAAUGCAGAAUGGAAAUAUACCUGUUAAUCCGCUAAAUGAUUCUAUCAGUGAGGGCACACUGACUGUAAAUAUAAUUAGUCCAAUAUUACGUUCCUUCAUUCAUGGUGCAUCAAUACAUUCGACUACAUGGCCAAACACUGCCAGCAUGAGUGCAAAGAUCCGUAAACUUGCUAACUUGGAUCCUUCAAGGGCAAAACAACCAGAUAUGAUUGAAUACAAAGGAGAGUCGUAUGGUUUUUGUGUGGCAGGCGAUUGUGACAUUAUAAUGAUUUUAAUUGCACCGGUGCUCUAUAUUAUGAUUGAUGUUGGACAAAUUGAGUUUCCCAAGUCAUUUCAAACCUGUGGACAAUUCAUUGACAACAUUGAUAAAUUAUUCGCAUUCACGAAAAAAUAUAAAUAUGAAAUACAGAAGCUUCGUGACGAUAUGAACAAAAAGAAAAAAGUCAUCGGUAUUCCUGAAGAAAUCAUCAA
Molecule: messenger RNA, 1070 nt
Organism: Racocetra persica
Lineage: Eukaryota; Fungi; Glomeromycota; Glomeromycetes; Diversisporales; Gigasporaceae
Source: the annotation of a GenBank genome assembly